UUUACGCCUUGUAGUUGUCAGAUAAUAAAAACAAAAUAAAAAAAUUAUGACACGAAUUAAAAAUUUGUAGAAAAAUUUUUAAAGAAAAUUAUUAAAAACGAUCUCAAUUUGUAGCAAAAGUUAUGAAAAUUAUUAAUUAAACAAAAAGCCUUAAUAACAAAUAAACAUUAUUUAAAUAAACUUAAUUGAACUUUAAGAAACUAAAAGAUUUAAACAACAAAUGGGUAAUGAAGGCAGUAAACUUAAAGGUUUGGAAAUCGAUAAAAAUGCUGUAGAGGCCAAUGAUUUCUGGGCUUUAUUUAAUUCCGUGGCUGCCACUACUACUAAUGAGGAGGGUAAACAAUAUUUAUCAGUAUUCCAGGGAGAACCUGUCGUCACCGGCCAGCUAUGGGUGGCUCAAGGUCCCAUGGAAAGAGCCAUUAGAAAUUUGAUGAUUUAUAGACACCCCUAUAUCUUGAAAUAUGUCUGCACUUGGGAGCAGGGUGGGCAAAAGCAUUUGGCUACCGAAAGAGUACGUCCUUUACAAAAUGUUUUAAGUCAACAGUCCGAUAUACAAGUUUGUUUGGGUCUACGCACCAUUUUAUGCAGUUUAAUAUUUUUAAUAGAAAAGGCCAUGGCUCGUCAUUUAAACAUUUGUACACAAUCAAUUUACAUCACCGAUUCGGGUAGUUGGCGUUUGGCGGGUUUCGAAUAUGUUUGGAAGCAAAAGGAGGUAACAAAAACCUUGCUAGAUUACGCUAAUGCCUAUCGUUAUCAAGCUGCCGUCGAUCCUGAAGAAUCAAAGGAACUAAAUAUAGAAACUAUCGAACAAUAUGCCUUUGCUAAUUUAUGUGAAGAGAUUUUAACGAAAUGUACAAACAAUAGAAAGCAAACAAUAUCCUCCGCACCCAUACCACAUGUGCAAGAGUUUCGCGAGUAUUGUGCUACACAUUUGAAACAUAAAAAUGCCCAAAUGCGUCCGAAACUAUCGGCGGUACUACUGCAUCCGUACUUUAAUCAUGAAUUUGUUUUAAUACACUCAUUUCUGUUCGAAUUGCCGUUGAAAAGUAAUCAGGAGAAGCAGGAAUUUUUUACCGCCCUUAUAGAUCGUUUACGUUAUUUCGAAGAAGAGGUGGUGGGGUCACAGUUUGCUGGUGAUCUGCUGUCGCGCAUGGUCUUGCUAGAUCCCACAGCUCAGUUGUGUGUUACUCCCUAUGUGCUGAGAACUAAAACAGAUCAUUCGUCUGCCCUAUUUUCUAGUCCCACUUAUUGCAAGUAUUUGAUGCCUCAUAUUUUAAAAAUGUUUCGCUUAAGAGAUGCUCAAAUACGUUUGAUUUUGUUGGAGUAUUUUAUGGAGUUUGUAAGACUUUUGACAAAAGAAGAAUUAGAGGAAAAUAUAUUACCUUAUUUGGUGACUGGCAUGCAGGAUACAAAUGAUGUUUUAGUGGCCAAGACUUUGAGAUGUAUGGCCGAUUUAAUACCUAUUUUGGGGGCUACUACAGUUUUGGGAGGACAAAGAACUCGUUUAUUUUCAGAUGGCAGACCUCAAGCUGCUGUCUCAGACACCAAUACCCAUUGGGUGGAACCCCGUUCCAUUACUCCAGUUUUAGGGGAAAGUAAUGAUUGUCCCAUGGUAUCGGGUAGUCCCAUACCGGAAAAUUUGCUUAGCAAAAGCAAUAGUUAUUCUUCAUUGUCACAAGCCAUAAAUUCAGAAAUAUUUGAACAUCAUAUGCCGCCACGUUUAAGUCCAGAUGGUGGUGAGGAUGUCAAAUGUACGGCUAUACAAGAUUCAAACGAUAAUGAUGAGGAUGAGGAUAAAAGUCCAGAUGAAAAUAAAAUAAUGGAAAAUCAGGAUUUUAUUAAGAAAGAACUAGUACCAGAAGACAACAGUAUAGUUAUAUCAGAUACCGACAACAAUGUGGCAGAUGUUGAAGAGAACAUGGAUGAUGAUGAUGAUGCCUGGUCUGAUUGGGACAACAAUGAUGAUAAUAAUGUCGAAAACACCACAGUAAAUAACGAAUUUAUGGCAAAAACCAACACUUUAACUGAUGAUUUAAGGGAUAAACUUUCUUAUCCCACCACCAACAACAUUACCAAUACCUUACCUUCACAAAUAUCCCUAACAGAUUCUUAUCGCACAGCACAAUCGACCAAUUCCUCCUCACAUUCCUCCUUAAAGCCUUCGGCUUUAAUAACCGUAAACGAUGAUUUAUCUUGCCUGGAUAUACAAGUGCAAACCACAACGUCCGCAUCUUUAACAAAUCCUGAAUCAUCAGAAUUUGAUUUCUUUAAGGAUAUGGAGCCGGUCAUAGAAACCAGCAGUAAACAACAAAAACUAAAUGAAAUAACUACAAAUACCGUUAACUGGCUAGAACCCGAAAAUAUUGUAGUGAAUUCGGCAAGAUUUGCUGCCACAGCUGUAAAUGACAAUGAGCUAGAUGUAAAUGUCUUGGGUGACGAUAAUGGUUGGCAAGUAGACGACGAUGAUGUUGAUAUCUCCAAACUAGACGAUUUGUUAAAAACUUCAUCUAUAACUUCCGCUUCUAAUAAUGUUUAGUAAUUGUUUGUUUGUUCGUACGUUCUUUUUUUAAAUAGUUAGAAUUUCCAUUAUGUUAUUAAUAAUAACGUUUAUCAUACAAAUUAUUAAGACUAAAAGUCUUUCAUUUUUAUUAUGUACUAUAUUGUAUUGUAUUAUUAUGUGCAUUUUAGUGUUAAUGAUACUUAAUAAUAUUUACUUUAUUGAGUUUAGAAACAAA
Messenger RNA from Lucilia sericata (common green bottle fly), 2735 nucleotides. Its product is annotated as protein-associating with the carboxyl-terminal domain of ezrin. Lineage: Eukaryota; Metazoa; Arthropoda; Insecta; Diptera; Calliphoridae. The transcript has 3 exons. The record is from RefSeq and is a predicted model, not a curated record. The coding region runs from base 221 to 2536 and encodes 771 amino acids.